Molecule: messenger RNA, 5780 nt
Organism: Clarias gariepinus (North African catfish)
Lineage: Eukaryota; Metazoa; Chordata; Actinopteri; Siluriformes; Clariidae
Gene: arhgap23b
Product: Rho GTPase activating protein 23b
Exons: 24
Coding region: 412-4782 (1456 amino acids)
Biological process (GO): signal transduction
Molecular function (GO): protein binding
Source: RefSeq, a predicted model, not a curated record
CUGAAGCACAGAGAUGAAACCAGCUUAGUGAGAGUGAGCAAGCAAAUGAGUAAGAGGAGUGUGUGAAAGAGCAGCACGGUUGUUUACGCUUCCUUGUGACCUUAAAGAAGGGAAGGAGGAUCACCUUUUCUUUUUCUUUUUUUUUUCUGAAUGAACAAGUGAUAGAGGAGAGACAUCAGAGGGGGAGGACAAGGGAAGGUCUCCUGACAUCGCUCCUGAUAUCGUUGACUUUGCCUGCUGGAGGAAGCCAGAAGGACAGACUCACAAACAGUGACAGGGACACUUGGUGUUUUUGGAAAGGUGCAGCAACAUGAGAGCUCGUGUCCUAAUCUGGAGCAUGUGUAUGAAGAAAACAGCCAAGGAUCAUUGCAAUGCCAGCAUCUAGAAAGCUUCAGCAAGCUCACUGAAGACAUGGCCCAGGCAAAAGGGCCAAGAGACGCCGUUCUGUUAUCGAAUGAGAAUGCACGUCCAGUGUCCAGGGAAGGCGUGGCAUGGAAGGGCCCGCGUACGGUGGUCCUGCAGAAGAACUCUCAGGGCUUUGGGUUUACACUGCGGCACUUCAUAGUGUAUCCACCCGAAUCUGCCCUCCACACAUCUGUGAAGGAUGUAGAGAAUGGCAAUGGAAAAGGGAAUCCUAGGGGCCGUUUGGAGCCAAUGGAUACUAUUUUUGUGAAGAGCGUGAAGGAGACGGGUCCUGCCCACCAGGCUGGGCUCUGCACAGGAGACCGACUUGUAAAAGUAAACGGGGAGAGUAUUUUGGGAAAAACCUACUCUCAGGUUAUAGCACUAAUCCAAAACAGUAAGAGUGUGCUGGAGCUUUCCAUUAUGCCUAAAGAUGAGGAUGUGCUCCAGUUGGUAAGUGCAUACUGUCAGGAUGCAUAUCUGAAAGGGAAUCAACCAUACACAGGAGAGGCUCAGAACCUUCCAGAGCCUCCUCCAAUCUGCUACCCUCGCAGCAAAACCACCUCCUCUGGUAUGCCGGCUAACCUGAACUGCAGGCGUGGAUCAGCUGGUAUCUUAGAAAUUCGCUCCGUAGGAGACAGUACUGGGGCUACAGGCCGUCGCUCAGAUGUCUCAAGCCACCGUUCACUUUCUCACCGGCGUGCUCGCUCCUCAACUAUAGCUAUUAGUCCUCUGGACUUUCACUUUGCCAACCACAAUGCGGCCAUCACCUCAGCCUCCCUGCCCCACCCAAGGAAGGGCAGCCUUCCACUUUCGCAGAGUGAGCUGUGUCACCAGGCCCUGGCUAAAUGGUACCACAGCCAGACAACAGAGCGCCCAGCCAUGUCCCAACACCACCGUAGCAUCUCUCAGGACACACUGCUUUGCCACUAUGGAGCAGCCACUGGAGUCAACCAGUCCCCUUACAUAGACUCAUGUUGGACGGAUAGAUGGGGUAUGACUGGGGUUCAGCAAUCAAACCUCUCCCACUCAGAUAAUCUACUGGCCGCUUAUAAAGAAUACGAGAAGAGCCAUGGGCGCUCACUAGAGAAAUUGGACAAGGCAGCUGCUGUUUCCACCCGCUAUGAGAGGUCCACCCCACAGGGUGGCCAGCCAAUUAGAAAAGAAGAGCAGCCCUGCCCAGCCAAUCAGCGUGCAGUAAUUUGUGCAAAUUUGCCACAACCAGUCCGAGGGUCCAGCCAUGCCCAGGAGCAGACAGGCUCUCAGUUUCAUCAGUCAGCCCAAACCAGAUGUUUGCCCACACAAACAGUAGAUGACCAGAUGGUGGGCUAUCGCAGCUAUAGUCCCUCUUUCUGUCGCAAAGCAGGACACCUCAUGCAGCAGGCUCAUUCCUUUAAAGAUUCCUCCUACACGGGUCCUCACCUCAGCUGGACCUCCACGCCUAAAACCAGCCCCCCAGAUAGCGCACCUUCUUCGGGCAGAGAUUCAUCACCUCAGUCCAUGUCUUCCACUGCUGAGACGCAGAACUCUGCAAAGGAAAGUUUACAUAGUGGACCAACAAUGGAGGAGCCUGUUCAAGUGCAGAUGCAAGAGGUAGUCCUCAGACAAAAACCUGGCAAAUGUACUCCCUACACAAUGCGUCACCCAAACUACGCCAUGCCUGUGGAUCUACUCGAACCUUCUGUUGCUUCAGCCCCUGUGCGGUCCAAUGGGAACCUGCAAUCCCUGCCUGUGGAGCAGGACUCCCUGGCUUCCAUUCCCUUUAUAGAUGAGCCCACCAGCCCCAGUGUAGACCUACUUGCCCAGCACGUGCCUGCCUCCUCUGUGGUGUCCAGCAGCCUGUGCCAGCCACCUACCCUGUCCAGCAGCCCUGUCCCUCACUCCCUCACCUCCCCUCUCACCCAUCUCCUUGACACAGACUCCAGUGCUGUCAAAAACAGCCGUCGCUCUUCCUACCUGCUUGCAAUCACAACUGAGCGCUCCAAGUCCUGUGAUGAGGGUCUGAACACAUUUAGAGAUGAAGGCCGUGUGUUUAUGAGAUUGCCAAAAAGGGUCAAAAGCUUUUUUACAGAGGGUUCCCUCGAAAGUCUGCGAGUGGCAGAAGAAGCCCGCUCCAAACGCCACUCUACCUCUGAGAUCGGCAACAUCACCCUAACAGAUAUCAGAAAAGAGGGCUGGCUGCACUACAAACAGAUCCUUACAGAGAAGGGCAAGAAAGUUGGUGGUGGUAUGCGACCAUGGAAAAGGGUCUUCUCUGUGCUGCGCUCCCAUUCACUUUUUCUGUACAAGGACAAGCGUGAGGCCGUGCUCCAUGGAGCUGGGUCAGUGGGCCAUGGGGGUGGCGAGGAUGAGCAGCCCAUCAGUAUCCGCGGCUGCUUGAUUGACAUAGCUUACAGCGAGACAAAGAGGAAACACACACUGCGUCUCACCACACAGGACUUCUGUGAGUACUUGCUGCAGGCAGAGGACAGGGAUGAUAUGUUGAGCUGGAUCCGCAUCAUCCGCGAGAACAGCAAGACUGACAAUGAGGAACUUGGUUUUUCCAGGCAGGCCCUCAUCAAUAAGAAACUAAACGAUUACAGGAAACAAAGUCUAACAGGUACUAAGCCAGACACUUCUCCCAGAGUCCACAGGAUGAUGCAACCAUUUCUCCUCUCAAAGACUGACAGCAGCUCAGGACUGAACCGAUCCCUGAAGACAGAGAGCAAAGAGGAGAGCAGUCCCCCUAAGGCUACGUGGGGCAUCAACCUAAUGAAAAAAGGAAAGAAAGCAGGGCCUAAGGCCUUCGGAGUUAGACUAGAAGACUGCCCUCCGGGAGCCGGUAAUAAGUUUGUGCCUCUGAUUGUGGAGACCUGCUGCAGCCUGGUUGAAGAGAUGGGGUUAGAAUAUACAGGGAUUUACAGAGUGCCAGGGAACAAUGCCAUGGUGUCUACCCUACAGGACCAACUCAACAAGGGCAUGGAGAUCAACACUGCUGAAGAGAGAUGGCAGGACCUGAAUGUAAUCAGCAGUCUCCUUAAGUCUUUCUUUAGGAAGCUUCCAGAACCUCUUUUCACUGAUGACAAAUACAAUGAUUUCAUCUACGCCAACCGCUUAGAGGAUGCUGGGGACCGGAUGAAGACAAUGAGAAAACUGAUUCGCGACUUGCCUGAUCAUUGCUACCACACACUUAAAUUUCUGAUAAGCCACCUUAAGCGAGUGGCUGAUCACUCUGAGAAGAAUAAGAUGGAGCCCAGAAACCUUGCUCUGGUGUUUGGCCCCACACUUGUACGCACCUCAGAAGACAAUAUGACAGACAUGGUCACUCACAUGCCUGAUCGCUAUAAGAUUGUGGAAACUCUCAUUUCACAUCAUGCCUGGUUCUUCACUGAUGAGCUGAUGGAUAAAGAUGAGAAGACCCCUGAAGACCAACGGGAUGAGCAACCUGUUCCAAAUAUUGACCACCUUCUCUCCAAUAUUGGCCGAACAGGCGCGCCGGGGGACGCCUCAGAUUCCACUAACAGCGACUCAGCUAAACCCAAGGGAUCUUCAGUUUUAAAGAAAGAUGUAAGCACCAAGGAUUUCCUUCCCCUGUCCAUUAUAUCUGCUGUGACCCGGAAGCGAAAGAAGCAUCGGAGCGCCUGCCCUACAGAUAGCAGUAGCGAUGAGGACUCCGAGCACGAGCCGGUGAAAGCCAGCAACUAUGGAGAGCUGAGUGAGAAUGGGGGGACUGAGAGGGAUGACGGUCAUGAGGAGAGCAAGAUAGGUUGUGCUGCCCAAAGCACAGAAAGUCAGACAACAAAAGUAGAUAAGAGGGAUGUGGGAGAAAAACUGUUAAUAGAUUCAAAUGAAGAAAAAGAACAGGAGGUGGAAGAGAGGGAGAGUGAAUGUAGUCAGCAAGGAGAUGAGGGUAUACGAGUGAGCAUCAGGGCCCAGUUAAGGCGAGAACAGCCACAGCGGCCUCGCAGCUUCCUGUACUCUCACCAAAUUUCUGCACGGCCGAGAGUUACAGAUCAGUCAGCAGGCUCUCCCUCCUCCCCCUGCUCCAGUGAUGAGCAUAGCCCCAGCCAGGUCAACACAGUAAGCUGCAAGAAGCUGCGUGGGGAGAGGGCUCGUCCUCGGUCCUUAUAUGAAGAACCAGGUCUGGAGCGGGCUGUAGGUCUGGCCCGAGUCAAAGCCUCACUUGUGCGUGGCCAGGAGAGGCUUCGUCAGGCCAUGUCACCUAGCAGAGACCCCUCUGUCCAGCAGAGUUGGCUAAGUCAGGUACAAGCCAACCUCCUUUCCUCUGCCAACGACUUGUGGAGAUCAGGGACUCAGCGGCGGCAAGCUUCCCCAGAGACGCGCCGCAGGCGGAGAGACUGGAGACGCCAUACAGUGGUGGGAAAUAGUGGGGAAGGCUAAACAAGGACAUCUAAACACCAUAGAAUCCCGAUGCCUCAACACUUUGAGGGGAAAUAAAGCAUACUACUAAAAAUACCAAGAGUGAAGAUAAAAAGGUUUAGUUUAAAUCUUUAAAUGAAGGAAAGAUUGGAUAGAGACGAAUCCAUUUCAGUUAUUAAUUGCAUAUUUGCACCAUGCCGAAAGCAAAGGUUUUACGGAACAUUUAUGCAAUAAACACUUAAGGCCUUUCGGCAUUCUGCACUGGUGCAAUAAAUAACUUUAGCCUUUUUCAGCUUCGUUUCCAUCUCAUCUACAUCACUGGAGGAAAACACUUUAACUGAAAGUGCAGGAUCCUUACAGCACAUCCACAAGACUUUGCACUACACCUUAUCAGCGACACCAAACAAAAUGGCUCCCGACCUCAGGUGCAAGAACAGAGAGCUGUGGAGCAGCCAUAAUAAUACAUGCUGCCAUUCAUUCAUAAUUCAUCCACCACAUAUAUAUGUUGCUAAAAAGGGUCUGGUAUGAUUCACAAAUAUGUCCUGUUCUCCUGAACCCACACCCCUAAUAAACACAGUCUUCCCUUGUAUGAGUCAAAAUGCCAGUGUUACACAAAGUUGUUGUUUAGAAACAGUUGAAAGCAGCCGUGCCGAAAUCUGACAUAACCUUACCUUGAGCUCUGGCGUGCUAAUCAGUCUCGCUCUUUCUGUUUUGACCUACAGCACAUGUUCUCCUCUGGUGGCUUUGAGCAGCCAGAGCAGAUUUUUUAUUAUGUUUGACCAGUUAUUACUGCCAACCUCACAUUGUGUAUCAACUAACACAUAUCUUGUGUGUUAUAUUGUCUUUGCCCUGUGCUUGUACAUUUAUACACUACCUGGGUGAUCAUGUGGACCAAAAUGUUUUUGUAACAGUUGUACAAAGCCAUGCUAAGUUAACCCUCUGUGUACAAAUGAUGUGUGUUUGUUUUGAAUUGUCCUUUUUUUUAUUUUUUAGACUGUUAUAUAAAAAGUUCUUAUUUC